Gongylonema pulchrum is the source of this 303-nucleotide messenger RNA. The record is from the annotation of a GenBank genome assembly. NCBI's taxonomy places the organism in Eukaryota, Metazoa, Nematoda, Chromadorea, Rhabditida, Gongylonematidae.
GAAAUAGUCGGUUGGUUCAAGGGCAAUGGCGAUUUCGGGAAGCCAGCAAUGAAUGCCCUCGCCGAUAUCUCGAAGCUAAUCAAACCACUGCCCUAUGUGGUGCUCUCGAAAGUUCACGAUUGCUUGAAUAAAAUUGCCAAAUUUCUGAUAAAAAAUGAUCCGGAAUUUAAAUGUGGCCUAAUAUGGAAAGGCAAAAACCAUUUGGAAAUUUUUGCAAAAACAAGUAACAUUGGAGCGGUGUCACCGGGGGUCAAAGAAUUUCUGAAGACUCAGUGCAAGGAACCAGAGCAACCGGAAGAGUGA